AUGGACGUCAGAGCGGUCCUAGAGAACACUUUUUCUCCCGAUGCCACGAUCCGUGGCGGUGCUGAAGAACAGCUCAGACAAGCCCGCGAAGGAAAUUUUUCCGAAUACCUGUCUAUCCUCUCCAGAGAACUUGCCAAUGAUCAAGCCAGUCCUGCCGUCCGACAAGCCGCCGGUCUCGCCCUGAAAAACGCCUUCUCCUACCGUGACGUGACCAGAUUACGAGAGGUACAGGCAAGAUGGUUGCAGGGUGUUGACCCUCAAAUCAAGGCCCAGGUCAAGGAGCUGGCCGUCAAAACCCUCACUUCUACACCUCAAGCCGCCAAUUCGGCUGCUCAAUUGAUUGCGACCAUUGCCGCCAUUGAACUCCCACGCAACGAGUGGCCUGACCUGUUACCGGCCCUUGUCCACAACGUUGGUGCUGGUGACGACAAACUCAAGCAGUCCAGUCUCACGACCAUCGGCUUCAUUUGUGAAUCGGACGAUGCCGAGCUCAGAGAGUCCCUGGUUGGAUAUUCCAACGCAAUAUUGACCGCUGUUGUUCAGGGUGCGCGGAAAGAGGAGGAGAACCAGGACGUUCGACUCUCCGCCUUGUCAGCGCUCAGCGAUGCUACCGAAUUCAUCCGCAGCAAUUUUGAGAACGAAGGCGAGAGAAACUACAUCAUGCAAGUCGUGUGCGAGGCCACACAAUCCCCUGACACCCGGGUUCAGGCGGCUGCUUUUGGUUGUCUGAAUCGUAUCAUGGGCAUUUAUUAUGAUAAGAUGAGAUUCUACAUGGAAAAGGCCUUGUUCGGUCUGACCGUCGGCGGCAUGAAGAACGAUGAAGAGGAUGUAGCAAAAUUGGCUAUUGAAUUCUGGUGCACCGUCUGCGAAGAGGAGAUCAGCAUCGAAGAUGAUAACCAGCAAGCACAACAGGAAGGAUCCACCGAGCUGCGGUCCUACUUCAACUUCGCCAGAGUCGCCGCACGCGAGGUUGUCCCAGUCCUGCUUCAGUUGAUGACCAAGGUCUCCGAGGACGAUGCCGACGAUGAAUACAACGUCGCCCGCGCUGCUUAUCAAUGUCUCCAACUCUACGCACAGACAAUAGGUGGUGAUUUGGUCCCGAUGGUUCUUCAAUUUGUCGAGGCGAAUCUACGCAGCGAUGACUGGACCAAGAGAGAUGCUGCCGUCUCAUCAUUCGGAGCAAUCAUGGACGGUCCUGACAUUAAAACACUUGAUCCUCUGGUUAAACAAGCUCUCCCCGUCUUGAUUGGAAUGAUGCAAGACCCAGUUGUUCAGGUUCAAGACUCUGCGGCAUUUGCCCUGAGCAGAAUCUGCGACUACUGCUCCGAGUGUAUUGAUCCGUCAACACAUUUGCAGCCUCUUAUGUCGGCCCUUUUUGCCGGCCUGAUGAGCAAUCCCAAGAUUGCCGCAUCCUGCUGUUUAGCUCUUCUCAAUCUCACCGAGCGAUUUGUUGGCGAGGACGGUGCAUCCUCAAAUGCUCUGACGCCGCAUUUCCAGGACAGUGUGACUUCUCUGCUGGCUGUAACCGAGAAGGAAGCUGGUAACAACCAACUUCGCACGGCCGCGUAUGAAGUGCUUGGUGGCUUCGUCACAAAUGCCGCUCACGACAGCUUGCAGAUAGUCGCUGAACUGUCUAACGUCAUCAUCCAGCGUCUUGAGAGCACGAUUCCCAUGCAGAAGCAGAUUGUCAGUAUUGACGAUAAGAUCACUCUAGAGGAGUUGCAAGUCAGCCUUAGCAGCGUUCUGCUCGCCAUUGUCCAACGACUCGAACAGAACAUUGGACCACAGGCUGAUCGGAUUAUGCAAAUCAGUUUGGAGCUUCUCAACGUCACUGGCACGACCAGCGUCCCCGAAGUCAUUUUCCAGAUUGUCAGUGGACUGGCAAAUGCGUUGGCUGGCGAUUUCUUAAAGUACAUGGACUCAUUCGUUCCAUAUCUCUACAAUGCUUUAGGAAAUCAGGAUGCUCCGGACAUGUGUUCCCUGGCUAUUGGGCUUGUCAGCGACAUUGUUCGUGCCCUGGAGGACAAGGCGCGGCCGUACUGCGAUACAUUUAUGAACUACCUACUCGACGAUCUCAGGUCCGACAAGCUCUCCAACUCACUGAAGCCGCCCAUUUUGGAGACCUUUGGUGAUAUCGCUACCAGCAUUGGUGUACAUUUCGAAACAUACGUCACUGUGGUAGCCGGGGUUCUCCAGCAAGCCAAUAAUGUUUCUGUUGCGAGCGAUGUCUCGUUCGAUAUGCUGGACUAUAUCGUUUCUCUCCGCUCAGGUAUUGCUGAUGCAUGGUCAGGCCUGAUCCUGGCCUUCAAGGGCACUGAAAAAGCUGCCCUCCUUCAAACUUAUGUGCAACCUAUCUUCGAGUUUUUGCAGACCGUCUCCCAGGACAUGAACCAUAACGAGGGUCUACUCAGAGCUUGCAUGGGCAUUAUCGCUGACCUCAGCGAGACCUUCCCCGACGGAUCACUUUCAGAGUACUAUCGACAAGACUGGGUUACCAAGCUCAUCAAAGAAACGCGAACAACUCGAGAAUUCUCGCCGCGGACCAUCAACGCAGCACGUUGGGCAAGAGAACAAGUCAAACGACAGACUCAACAUCAAGGUACCAUCAUGAAUGCGUCAUGA
Fonsecaea pedrosoi CBS 271.37 is the source of this 2622-nucleotide messenger RNA. RefSeq lists its product as uncharacterized. The transcript is spliced from 6 exons. Gene Ontology annotation, biological process: protein import into nucleus. Gene Ontology annotation, molecular function: small GTPase binding; nuclear import signal receptor activity. Gene Ontology annotation, cellular component: cytoplasm; nucleus. The record is from RefSeq and is a predicted model, not a curated record. The coding region runs from base 1 to 2622 and encodes 873 amino acids. NCBI's taxonomy places the organism in Eukaryota, Fungi, Ascomycota, Eurotiomycetes, Chaetothyriales, Herpotrichiellaceae.